This is a messenger RNA of Durio zibethinus, 2069 nucleotides long. RefSeq names its product Pseudouridine synthase family protein. Gene Ontology annotation, biological process: tRNA pseudouridine synthesis. Lineage: Eukaryota; Viridiplantae; Streptophyta; Magnoliopsida; Malvales; Malvaceae. The record is from RefSeq and is a predicted model, not a curated record. Gene Ontology annotation, molecular function: pseudouridine synthase activity; RNA binding.
GCCUCAAAUGAUUCAGUAUGUGUCCUGAAAAGAUAAUGGUUAUGUUAUGACAUUUAAAAUCGUAAAGUGAAAUUCAUCCCAAUAAAAAAAAAAGAAAAUUUAUGGACGUAAAGUCAAUAAUAGUAUCAACAAAAUGUACAAUUGAAACGACGGAUCUUGAAUUCCCUACAUAUAUAUAUGUUUUGAUUCCUGGAAGCAUCCUGUAAAUUUCUUUAUAUCUUAGGUAAUAAUACUAGUAUAUGUACAUAUAAAAAAUAAAAAAAAAUAAAAAGAAAAAAAAGAAAAGAAAAGAUGGGUUCGGGUCCAGCUCCCAACAAACAUUUCCGGGUCGCUCGAAACCCUUUCUAAAACCCACAACUCUACCGUUCGGAAGGGUUGCUUGUUUGGAGGCUGAGAAACACUGAGAGAAAAAAUUAAAUGAAAUGACGGAAAAUCCCAAGCACUUACUGAAUUCAAUACCUGAACCAUCCAGACCUUCGAAAAUACCUAAAACCCAAGAUCACAACGACCAAGAAGAAGAAGAAGAUAAACAACAAGAAGAAUCAAACAUGAGCAAGAACCCUAGAAUCCAACGCUAUUUAAUUGCUAUUGAGUACAUUGGCACUCGCUUCUCUGGCUCGCAACAGCAGCCCAAUUGCCGCACAGUCGUUGGCGUAUUAGAGGAGGCUUUUCAUAAAUUUAUUGGUCAGCCAGUUUCAAUUGUUUGCUCAAGUCGGACUGAUGCUGGUGUACAUGCCUUGUCAAAUGUUUGCCAUGUUGAUGUGGAACGCAUAAGCAAAAGGAAGCCUGGUGAAGUGUUACCACCUCAUGAACCAUCCGUUGUUAGAAGAGCUGUGAACCAUUUCUUACAGAAGAAUGAAGGUGAUAUUAUGGUGAUUGAUGUUCGAAGUGUUCCAAAUGAUUUUCAUGCCAGAUUUAAAGCUCAGGAGCGCACGUACUUCUACCGCUUGCUAUCUGGAUCAGAACCUUUGUCUACCUUUGAAAAAGAGCGGGCAUGGCAUGUACCAGAGAAAUUAGAUCUACAUGCAAUGCAGGAAGCAUGCAAAGUUCUUGUUGGUCAUCAUGAUUUUAGUUCCUUCAGGGCAGCAGGUUGCCAGGCAAAAUCACCAAUCAGAACUUUAGAUGAACUCCAUGUUUCUGAGGUACCUGCAACUCCUUAUUUUCCCUCAGUCACAGAUAAGGAACAGAGUAAUUCAAGCUUGGAAGAUUUUCAAGCGUGCUCUAAGCCUCAGGUUGACCGGCCCAUUAAUUCAUUCUCCAAUAGUGAUGAUGUAAUAGACGCAAAUGUUAAAACAAAUCAAGAAUUUGGCAUAAGGAGAAGGCAUCAAUGCUAUGUGGUUACAGCACGUGCACGCUCAUUUCUUUACCACCAGGUCAGACUGCUUGUUGGUGUUCUCAAAUGUGUUGGCACUGGAGAGUUGACAACUUCUGAUGUGGAAAGAAUUUUGAAUGCAGAAACGGUAACUGCUGCAAGUCCAAUGGCCCCUGCAUGUGGCUUAUACCUUGGACGUGUGAAGUAUGAUCUGCCAUGAGAUGCUUAAGCUGCUGUUUCCUACAUGAGCUUCUGCUUUGGACGGACGGAUAUACCAUGAGGGCAAUUGCCUCCUCUGAAAUCCUAGCCUUUUUUUCUUUUGGAGUAAUAUUAAGUAACUAUUACCUUUCUCGGCAAAGAGGGGGGCAAAAAUUAUUUAGAGCAAUCAAAAUAUGCAAGGAAAUGCAGUUGUCAUUUUGAUUGAUGUCGUGGGAAACCUAUAUUUGGUAUUAUUCUAUAUUGGGGCCAACCGAUUGCCUGUAGUCCAGAACUUGGUGUUGGACAACCUACCAGUAAUUUAGAACCAACAAGAUUUGUCAUUCUUGGUUUGCUGACUUACAGUAAUAGUAGUAUAAUUUUCUAGCCAACCACAAACCAUAUUUGACAAUUACCGAAUGGCAGAUGACAAGGAGGUGAACUAACAACACUGUAAAUUUUGAUCUAUACAUUUUUCUCAACCAUACAUGAAGGGCUGAGCGCAAAAUCACCUACCUGAUAAAGCCAACCCCAAUGGAUUUUGGUAUAUAAACUCAGCACC